AUGGCGGCCAGGAAGCCCAACAUCCUUUACAUCAUGGCAGACCAGAUGGCUGCUCCCCUUCUGGCCUUUCAUGAUAAGGAUUCGCCCAUCAAGACGCCCAACCUCAACAAGCUGGCGGAAGAGGGUGUUGUCUUUGACUCUGCCUACUGCAACUCGCCACUAUGCGCACCCUCGCGGUUCGUUAUGGUGACUGGACAGCUGCCCUCCAAGAUUGGAGCGUACGACAACGCCGCCGACUUGCCUGCUGACACUCCGACAUACGCCCACUACUUGCGCCGCGAAGGUUACCACACUGCACUUGCUGGCAAGAUGCACUUCUGUGGUCCUGACCAGCUGCACGGCUACGAGCAGCGCCUGACGUCCGACAUCUACCCCGGCGACUACGGCUGGUCAGUCAACUGGGACGAGCCUGAUGUCCGUCUUGAUUACUACCACAACAUGUCCUCAGUCAUGGAGGCUGGCCCGGUUGUGCGCACCAAUCAGCUCGACUUCGAUGAGGAAGUCAUCUACAGGUCGAAGCAGUAUCUCUUUGAUCAUGUGCGCCAGCGCACCGACCAGCCAUUCUGCCUGACUGUUUCGAUGACCCACCCUCACGAUCCUUACGCCAUGACCAAGGAGUUCUGGGAUCUAUACGAAGACGUCGAGAUCCCUCUUCCCAAGCACGCCGCCAUUCCGCAUGACCAGCAGGACCCUCAUUCCCAGCGCAUCCUCAAGUGCAUUGACCUCUGGGGCAAAGAGAUGCCCGAGGAGCGCAUCAAAGCUGCGCGUCGCGCUUACUAUGCUGCCUGCACAUACGUUGACACCAAUGUCGGCAAGCUUCUGAAGGUCCUCGAGGACACCGGUAUGCGUGACGACACCAUCAUCGUCUUCACCGGCGACCACGGCGACAUGCUCGGCGAGCGCGGCCUCUGGUACAAGAUGGCUUGGUACGAGAACUCCGCUCGUGUACCUUUCAUUGUCAACGCACCCAACCGCUUCGCCCCUGCUCGCAUUUCUCAGAACGUCUCGACCAUGGACAUCCUACCGACCUUCGCCGAGCUCGUCGGCGCGCCGCUGAUCAAGGAGCUCCCUCUCGACGGCGUCUCCUUGGUACCAUAUCUCACCGGCGAAGACGGCGUCAAGACCGACACCGUGUUGGGCGAGUACAUGGGCGAGGGCACGCAGUCUCCCGUUGUGAUGAUUCGCCGCGGCCGCUGGAAGUUCGUCUACUCCCUGAUCGACCCGCCCAUGCUCUUCGACGUCAAGGACGACCCGCUCGAGAAGGUCAACCUGGUUGCCGGGCUUCCUGACCCGUCAAAGGUUAUUCCCGCAGACGUCAAAGCAGCCGCCACUGCUGCCUUCGGCAAGUCCGCAUCCCUCCCGACUCCCGUUGAGUCUCCCCGCGCAACACCUUUCGCCCAGCGCACUCCAAUCCGGGACUAUCCCUUCCCCAGCCCUACACCCCCACGCACCCCGAGCCCAGGCAAGCCUUCCAGCACCGCCGUCCCGGAGACCACAGACCCCAACAAGCUCCUAGCUUACUUCACCGACGAGGUUCAUGCCCUCUGGGACCUCGAGAGCAUCCGACAAGACGUCCUGCGCUCUCAGCGUCGCCGCCGCCUCGUCUACUCCGCCCUCAUCAAGGGAACCCCCCAGUUCUGGGACUGGGAACACCGCGUUGACCCGAGCACGCAGUACGUCCGCAACCAGGGCAAGGGCAUUCUCGACGACGUCGAGCUCAUCUCGCGCUGGCCCCGAGUUCUGCAGCAAGCUGCCCACGCCCAGGGCGUCAGGAUCUAA
This is a messenger RNA of Aspergillus mulundensis, 1779 nucleotides long. RefSeq names its product putative choline sulfatase. Lineage: Eukaryota; Fungi; Ascomycota; Eurotiomycetes; Eurotiales; Aspergillaceae. The coding region runs from base 1 to 1779 and encodes 592 amino acids. Gene Ontology annotation, molecular function: sulfuric ester hydrolase activity. The record is from RefSeq and is a predicted model, not a curated record. The transcript has 2 exons.